This is a messenger RNA of Hemibagrus wyckioides, 2300 nucleotides long. RefSeq names its product nucleolar protein 10 (gene nol10). The coding region runs from base 124 to 2277 and encodes 717 amino acids. The record is from RefSeq and is a predicted model, not a curated record. Gene Ontology annotation, molecular function: protein binding. Lineage: Eukaryota; Metazoa; Chordata; Actinopteri; Siluriformes; Bagridae. Gene Ontology annotation, biological process: maturation of SSU-rRNA from tricistronic rRNA transcript (SSU-rRNA, 5.8S rRNA, LSU-rRNA). The transcript has 21 exons. Gene Ontology annotation, cellular component: small-subunit processome; nucleus; 90S preribosome.
GACUUUAUUUCGUGAACAGCGCAGCUCUUGUUGUGGUUCCAACGUGGGUCUGUAACCGGGAAGCUUUUCUCUAUAAAUAAUUUGUCAUAUUAUGUGAAAAAAGUUCAUCUGAUCGCUUCAGAAAUGCAGGUGUCCAGUGUAAAUAAUAUAAAGAUAUAUAAUCUUAGCCAUGGCAAGUCUCUUCCAGAGUGGUUGUCAGACAGAAAGAAGAGAGCUUUACAGAAGAGAGAUACUGACAUUCAGAGGAGGAUUGAACUCAUUCAGGAUUUUGAGAUGCCCACUGUGUGUACCUCUAUCAGAGUGUCACGUGACGGACAGUAUGUUUUAGCUGCAGGUACAUAUAAACCCAGGAUCAGAUGCUAUGACACAUAUCAGCUGUCUCUGAAGUUUGAAAGGUGUCUGGAUUCUGAAGUGGUGGCCUUUGAAAUCUUGUCUGAUGACUACUCCAAGCUGGUGUUUCUGCGUAUUGAUCGUUACGUGGAGUUUCAUUCUCAGCACGGUCACUACUACAAGACACGUAUCCCCAAGUUUGGCCGGGAUUUCUCCUACCACUACCCAUCCUGUGAUUUGUACUUUGUAGGAGCCAGUUCAGAGAUCUUCCGUAUGAACCUUGAACAGGGUCGGUUCCUCAACUCUCUACAGACAGAUGCAACGGAAAUCAACGUAUGUGACAUCAACCCUGUUCAUCAUUUAUUCGCUGCCGGCACAUUAGAGGGGAAAGUGGAAUGCUGGGACCCACGUGUGCGCAAUCGAGUGGGCAUCCUGGAUUGUGCCCUCAGCAGCGUCACAGAAGGAACCGAAGUUGAGAGCUUGCCGUCUGUCAGUGCACUCAAGUUUAAUGACUCCCUGGGUAUGGCUGUGGGUACGACUACAGGACAGGUUUUGUUGUAUGACCUGCGUUCCUCUCGUCCCCUGCUUGUGAAAGACCAUUAUUACGGCUUGCCCAUCCACUCCCUCAACUUCCAUAAGCAGAUGGAUCUGGUGAUUUCUGCAGACUCAAAGAUCAUCAAGAUGUGGCACAAAGACAAUGGUAAAAUGUUUUCCUCCAUCGAGCCACCGGCCAACAUCAACGAUGUGUGUGUUUACCCUGAAUCAGGCAUGCUUUUCACUGCUAAUGAAGACCCCAAAAUGAAUACUUUCUACAUUCCUGCCUUGGGUCCUGCACCUCGUUGGUGCUCUUUCCUGGAUAACCUGACUGAAGAACUGGAGGAGAACCCAGAAAGUACCGUCUAUGACGACUACAAGUUUGUUACACGCAAAGACCUGGACAACCUUGGUCUGACGCACCUGAUUGGUUCACCUCUGCUGAGGGCCUACAUGCAUGGCUUCUUCAUGGACAUCCGACUCUACCACAAGGUUAAAACUAUGGCAAAUCCGUUUGCCUAUGAGGAAUAUCGCAAGGACAAAAUACGACAGAAAAUCGAAGAGUCUAGAGUCCAGAGAGUACAACUAAAGAAUCUGCCGAAGGUUAAUAAAGAGCUUGCAAUAAAGCUAAUGGCAGAGGGAGAAGACCGAGAGUCACGAAAAGCCAAGAAGAAGGCUAAGGGCACCGCCAGCAUCCUGACUGAUGACCGUUUCAAGAUGAUGUUUGAGAAUCCAGACUACCAAGUGGACGAGCAGAGCGAGGAGUACCGCUUGCUUAAUCCCAUCGUGUCCAAAGUGGGCCAGAGGAGAAGGGAGAGACUACAGCAGUUAGCUGAGCAAGAGGCCAUGCAAAAGUCGGAUGAAGAGGAAGAGGAGCUGGAGGGACGGCCCAGCUCAGAGGAAGAGGAGAGCUCAGACGAUGAUAAGAGCUGGGUGGAGGAGGUGAGGGAGCAGCGACGUCUCUUACGAGCAGAGCAGAGAGAGCGCCAGUUUAAAGAGAGAAAGGAGAAGGACCGCAACACCAGCCUGCAAAGUUCAGAUCCAGUCAGAAAGUCUCAACCGAGCCAGGCUCAAGGCCAGAGUCAGCCGCGCUAUUACCAGAUCAAAGCCGGAGAGGAGUUCCGCAGCUUCGGGGACGUGGCACGCAAACAGAAGAUGCAAAAGACCUCACUUGAGGAGCGUCUGAAGAUGGAGGAGAGCUCAGGCAUGCUGAACCUCGCCGAUACCACAGUCGGAAGCAAGCAGCUGACCUUCACUCUUAAAAAGACUGAGAAACAGAGGAGUCAGCAGCAGGCCGAACGGGAGCACCACGAGGAGAGGAGAAAGAUCAGAAGGGCUGCCGGUCACCUUUACACUAGAGGACGAGGACGAGGAAGAGGACGAGGGAGGGGACGAGGGCGGGGACGAUUCUGAACCCUGCCUCCAAAUUACCGCUG